Molecule: messenger RNA, 1386 nt
Organism: Parastagonospora nodorum SN15
Lineage: Eukaryota; Fungi; Ascomycota; Dothideomycetes; Pleosporales; Phaeosphaeriaceae
Exons: 3
Coding region: 1-1386 (461 amino acids)
Biological process (GO): steroid metabolic process
Cellular component (GO): membrane; cytoplasm
Molecular function (GO): FAD binding; Delta24(24-1) sterol reductase activity
Source: RefSeq, a predicted model, not a curated record
AUGUCGAACAGCACCAUCGCCGCAAGAGCUCAUGCGGAUCGAGUGGCAACAGUAUCUCGGUCUGUCAGGAAUUUCUAUGAGAAGAAGGUACCUUUCCGAAUCUUCCAUGGAUCCUCCAAUUCUACCAGAGCAGCGGCUCGACAAGAGAUUGUUGACAUCUCGGGACUCAAGCACAUCAUAUACGUGGACAAGACGAAGAAGACCGCUCUAGUGGAGCCGGGUAUUGCCAUGGACGAGCUGGUCAAACACUUGCUUCCCUACAAUCUUAUGCCAGCUGUGGUUCCCGAAUUCCCUGGUAUUACAGCCGGAGGCGCGUUCGCUGGUACUGCUGCCGAGAGCUCGUCCUUCCGCUACGGGUACUUUGAUAGGACCGUCAACAGCGUGGGAAUGGUGCUCGGGAAUGGGGACAUUGUCCACGCAUCGCCCAAGGAGAAUGCAGACCUCUUCUUCGGCAGCGCUGGAUCACUAGGAACGCUGGGUAUCACGACCCAACUUGAAGUCCAGCUCGUUGACUGCGGCGAGUACGUCAAAGUCACCUACAUCCCCGUCUCAUCCCACACCGAAGCCCUCGCGCUCUUCGCAAAUGUAGGCCCAGACGUCGACUUCAUCGACGGCCUCAUGUUUUCCAGCCGCCACGGGGUCGUCGUAGAAGGCCGCCUCGUCACCGAAAGCACCAUCAAACCCAUCCCCAUCGUCCGCUUCACCCGCGCGCGCGACCCCUGGUUCUUCGCACACGCACACUCCAAAAUACGCUGCCAACCUGCCUCGGGCACCUACCAAUGCCUCACCUGCCACUGGACGAGCAAAUCACGCACCUACCGGCAAACCAGCACCACAACCACCGAACUAGUGCCCGUCGCCGACUUCAUCUUCCGCUACGAGCGCGGCGUCUUCUGGAUGGCGUGCUACGGCUGGGCGCCCAAGCUGUGGAACCGCCUCACCCGCACCGUCUUCGAUCCGCUGUGGCACACACGAUUCCAGUACCGCGUACUCCACCUCGUCGGCGGGACGCCACACAUUAUCCAGGACCUGGCUAUUCCGGCACAGCGCGCAGACGGAUUUGUGCAGUAUCUUGAAGACGAAUUGAAAAUCUACCCACUGUGGUUGUGUCCGAUUAAGCAGGACCCCAGGGCGUUGAUGCACACUGCAUCUACGUGCACGGAUUUCACGACCGCGCUGGUCAACGUAGGAGUCUGGGGGAGUCCGAAUUACGGCGCGGAUUUUCUGCGCGCGGAAACAUAUGACCAAUUCAUCAAGACCAACCGCGAUAUUGAGGCUAAGGUUGCGCGGGUUGGGGGGCUGAAGUGGUUCGAGGAGGAGUUUUGGCGGAUCUAUGAUAAGGAGAGACAGUUUGCCGAAUUUGUGGGAGAAGGUGAGGAGGAGUAG